Messenger RNA from Talaromyces proteolyticus, 2541 nucleotides. RefSeq names its product double-strand-break repair protein rad21. The transcript has 2 exons. The coding region runs from base 397 to 2124 and encodes 575 amino acids. Gene Ontology annotation, molecular function: protein binding; chromatin binding. The record is from RefSeq and is a predicted model, not a curated record. Gene Ontology annotation, biological process: synaptonemal complex assembly; mitotic sister chromatid cohesion; replication-born double-strand break repair via sister chromatid exchange. Gene Ontology annotation, cellular component: cohesin complex; synaptonemal complex. Lineage: Eukaryota; Fungi; Ascomycota; Eurotiomycetes; Eurotiales; Trichocomaceae.
CAAACGGUUCCCCCAAACACCACAAGAGGAGGCUGGGCGCACUUGCCUCUUUCUAGUUUCCCGUUUCCACCCAACGCGACCCGCCCCUCGCAACUUCUCUACUUGUUUGCUCUCUCCUCCCACCCCCGUCACCACCCCCGUCGCUCUAUACUCGUGCUGAAUCGCCCUUGCCCGAGACACUGCGUGUGUUUCCUCACUACAAAGGCUUUUUGGAUUGCCUCUAUCACGUUUGGGCGUUGCGCGACCCGCCUGUGUUGGAUAGGCGCGUCAUCUACACUGGGACCUACGGGUGCCCUUUUCGUGAAUCACCACCGACAGCGUCCCUAAUUCCGCGAGGACGUGUUCUAGCAUUGAUUAUUUGAAUAUAUACGGCUUUUGAGUCGCCAUUGAUACGCGAUGUUCUACUCGGAAACGCUUCUUUCGAAGACCGGGCCACUGGCCCGUGUCUGGCUCUCCGCCAACCUGGAGCGCAAAUUGUCUAAAUCACAUAUUUUGCAGUCUAAUAUUGAGAGCAGUGUCAGCGCUAUUGUUGACCAGGGUCAAGCCCCCAUGGCUCUUCGUUUGAGUGGCCAGCUUUUGCUCGGUGUUGUCAGAAUUUACAGCCGUAAAGCACGUUAUUUGUUGGAUGAUUGCAAUGAAGCAUUGAUGAAGAUUAAAAUGGCCUUUCGCCUAACUAAUAACAAUGAUUUGCCUAGCAAUGUGGCUUUGCCGCCUGGCGGUAUUACUUUGCCUGAUGUACUCACAGAAUCAGAUUUGUUCAUGAAUCUUGACACGUCUUCCCUUCUACUGCCAUCUUUGAACCUGGAAACGGACAGCAAACACCUUGGUGGUCUUGACUUCGGAAGCCAGCUGUUGCCAGACACUCAACGUCUGGCAUCCCAGGAACCUGCUCGACUGGAAGAUCACACCUUGGUUGAUUUGGAUCUGGGUGAGGACGGCACCCCUCUUCCACCCGACUUCAGUAUCGAAGUUGGUCGAGAUGCACCCGCCCCUCGUCCUUUUGAGGAAGACUUGAUAAGUGAAGACGGGAAACUUAACGAUGUCGAGCUCGAUCUCAAUCUUGGAGACGAUGAUCUCCCAUUAAUAGAUAACGACUUUGGAAAUGAGACCAAUGAUGACAUCAACCGAUUCCUCAACGCCGAUGACCCUAUGGAUCUAGAAGAUGGCGAUCUGGCUAUCCCACGGGCUGAUUCCGAAGCUGAAGCACGAUCCCCACGCGAAUCGGCUGACCGAUUUGCUACACCCCAAGCCGAUGCCGGUGCUCAAGAAGAGGCCAAUGAUGAUGGCGCUGCACAAGAAUUGCAGCGUGCUAAGCGACGUAGAAUCAUUGGUCAUGAUGUCGACACUCAGCUGAGCUCAUCCUCGAUCAAACAACAUCAAGAGGAGCACUCGGAUAUUCUCAAGCCCGUAUCCUUCCUCCCUCGUGAUCCAGUGCUCCUGACCCUGAUGCAAAUGCAGAAAAAUGGUGGCUUUGUGUCAACCAUUCUUGGCGAAGGUCGUGGUCGCGGGUGGGCUCCUGAGCUUCGGGACAUGUUGUCUUUUGACACUGUGCGUAAAGCAGGUGAUCUCAAGAGGAAGCGCGAUAGUGGCGUGUCAGAUGUCGACAUCGAUGCUGCGAACGUUCCAGAUCUGGAUAUUGGUGAAGACGGAGACAUGGACAAUUUAGAUGAAGGCAUUGGUCUAGACCAAGCACCGAUUGAAUUCCCUGGUGAUGAAAACCGCGCCGGUAGUGAGGAUGGAGGCUUGUUACUUGACGAUUUGGAUGACACUAUUAUUCAUCCGACUGACAGCGGUCCUGUCUCAUUGGGCACUCAGCAUGCUGUUCAUCUACUACGAGAACGUUUUGGUGGUGCAGGUGCCGCUGAACCAGCCACCCCUCAGAAGAAAGCUGUCCUCUUCCAGAAUCUUUGCCCUGAGAAACAAACAUCGAAAGCCGAUGCCACCAAGAUGUUCUUCGAGACUCUUGUGCUAGCAACGAAAGAUGCCGUCAAAGUUGAGCAAGGUAGCAACACUAUUGGAGGUCCUCUCCGCAUCAAGGCGAAGCGUGGGCUUUGGGGCUCAUGGGCCGAAACAGAAGCUGGCGGGGAAGUUGCAGCUCAGCAGGAAAUCGCAGUGGCCGCCUAAGAGAGUCUUCUUUGAUAAAAGUGACGGUUGAUUUAAGGAUUUCACGAGGCGUUUCUUUUGGGUUUUCGUCUACAGGUGCCUUCUGGGGCACUCUUUGAUGGGUUGCUUCUUGUACAGAUUUACUCUUUUCUGCUUUGAAAUUGCUUCAAAAUACCUAGGCGGGUCUUUGGGGUGCACAAAUGAGUUGGCUUAUUCAGGCGAUUGGUGUUCUGCUUGUUUUUUGGGUGAGCUGACACCUUGGUUUUCUUUGCUUAUAAUUGGUUUAUUGUGUUUUGCCUUUAUUCUCUUUGACUUUUGCUAGGAGGAUUGGGAACAAUGCUGUAUUGUGUAUCUGACUUGGAUUAUUCAUCGCGCUGAUGGACUGUUGAGUAGGGAUUGUAUGUUAGUCUAAUAGAAUUCUAUAAUGGAUAUCAGAUA